This is a messenger RNA of Fusarium oxysporum Fo47, 545 nucleotides long. Its product is annotated as GTP cyclohydrolase 1 type 2/Nif3. The transcript is spliced from 2 exons. The record is from RefSeq and is a predicted model, not a curated record. Bases 52 to 390 code for a protein of 112 amino acids. NCBI's taxonomy places the organism in Eukaryota, Fungi, Ascomycota, Sordariomycetes, Hypocreales, Nectriaceae.
CCAUCAUCAGAAGCAACUUUUCUUCCCGGUCCCGGAUCUUCUCGCAACACCAUGGCAUCACUACGCCGUUUCAGCCUCGUCUUCUACGUCCCACCCGCCAACGCCUCCGCAUGCAAAGCCGCCAUCUUCAAAGCCGGCGCGGGCCGUUAUCCCGGCCCUGGCGGGUACACUGAGUGCGCGUGGCAGACGUCGGGGAUUGGACAGUUUAGGCCGGGAGAUGCGGCGAAUCCGGCUAUUGGGAAAGUUGGGGAGUUGGAGGAGACGCCGGAGGUUAAGGUUGAGACGUUGAUUGUUGGGGAGGAGACGGUGCGGAACGCUGUUGCGGCGUUGAAAGAAGCGCAUCCAUAUGAAGAAUGCCCAUAUCAGGUUUAUCGAGUGGAGGACUUUUGAUCCAGAUAAUUCAUGGUUUGGUGGAGAUUUCCUAGUAAUAAAUCGAAUCUGCGGUGAGCGUGGGACCUACGAAACACAAGAUUCAAUCGUCCAAAGUGUUGGACAAAACAAAUGAGGCGUGUUUUCAUUCUAAGUAUUCCAUCUGGUCGUCCUCG